CUGCUUGAUAAAUCAAUAUUCUGUAGCUAGUGGCUACCGCGUAGGGCACUCAAAAAAUUUAAAACUCCAACAUCUAAAUCACGCUUCAUAUUUUGCUGCAUUAUUUAUUUUCCUAGAGGGGUAAAGCAUCCCAUUUCUUAAAUUUGAGUGUUCCCACCUUACUUCACUGAGCAUGAGUUGUUUGACCCUUCUUCUUCUGCCUCCUCUUGGCUUCCACAUACAGACCCUCUGCCCUGCCUCUAUAUAUUUAUUCACUCAAACUCACACAUGACAAACUCAUUUAAACACAAAAUGGGUUCGGCUUCGGUUCCUUUCAUUAUUGGUGUAGUUGUUUUAGUAAUGAUGAGUCUGUUGUUGAAAGUGGAUGGGGGAGUUCAAACGACUCUUGAAGGACCCUUCAAGCCAGUGACGGUUCCACUUGACAAGAGCUUCCGUGGAAACGCCAUGGACUUGCCAGAUACAGAUCCUCUUGUUCAGAGAACUGUUCAAGGUUUUGAGCCCGAACAAAUCUCUCUUUCUCUCUCCUCAUCUUAUGCCUCCGUUUGGAUUUCUUGGAUAACAGGGGAGUUCCAAAUUGGGGACAAUAUAGAACCAUUAGAUCCUGAAAGUGUUGGUAGCAUAGUUGAGUAUGGAAGGUAUGGAAGGACCAUGUCCCACAGAUCCAAGGGUUAUUCCCUUGUUUAUAGUCAACUUUAUCCUUUUGAAGGCCUUCAGAAUUACACUUCUGGAAUUAUACAUCAUGUUCGCCUCACAGGAUUAAAACCAAACACACUAUAUCAAUACAGAUGUGGAGACCCAUCAUUGUCAGCAAUGAGUGAAGUUCACUAUUUUAGGACUAUGCCAGAGUCAGGGCCAAAUAGCUACCCAAGCAGAAUAGCAGUGGUUGGAGACUUGGGUCUUACAUACAACACCACAUCCACAGUUAAUCACAUGAUUAGUAACCAUCCUGAUCUUGUUCUGUUGGUUGGAGAUGUUAGUUAUGCUAACAUGUAUCUCACUAAUGGCACCGGCACUGACUGCUACUCUUGCUCAUUUUCUGACACUCCUAUUCAUGAAACUUACCAGCCUCGUUGGGAUUAUUGGGGAAGGUACAUGCAACCUCUGAUCUCCAAUGUCCCAAUAAUGGUAAUUGAAGGUAAUCAUGAAUUAGAAGAACAAGCAGAGAACAAGACAUUUGUUGCUUAUAGUUCUCGAUUUGCAUUUCCAUCAGAAGAGAGUGGAUCAUCAUCCACUUUAUAUUAUUCUUUCAAUGCUGGGGGUAUACAUUUCAUAAUGCUUGGUGCCUACACAUCAUUUGACAAAUCAGGGGAGCAGUACAAGUGGUUGGAGAAGGACUUGGCUUCUGUUGAGAGAGAGGUAACUCCAUGGUUGGUAGCUACAUGGCAUCCACCUUGGUACAGCACCUACACCGCACAUUUUAGAGAAGCAGAGUGUAUGAGGGUUGAGAUGGAAGACUUGCUAUAUCAAUAUGGUGUUGACAUUGUCUUCAAUGGACAUGUUCAUGCAUAUGAAAGAUCAAACAGAGUAUACAACUACACAUUGGACCCUUGUGGUCCUGUUUAUAUCACAGUCGGCGACGGUGGCAACCGGGAAAAGAUGGCAAUCACACAUGCAGAUGAACCUGGAAAUUGUCCAGAACCAUCAAGUACACCAGAUAAGCUUAUCAAUGGUGGUUUAUUCUGUGGAUUCAACUUUACAUCAGGUCCUGCACAAGGUAAAUUCUGUUGGGAUCGACAACCCGAUUAUAGUGCUAUCAGAGAAAGUAGCUUCGGCCAUGGAAUUCUGGAGGUGAAAAAUGAAACACAUGCUUUGUGGAUUUGGCAUCGUAAUCAAGAUUAUUAUGGCAUUGCUGGAGACGAGAUUUAUAUUGUUAGGCAGCCUCAAAAAUGUCCGGUCAAGCCAAAGGUACUUAAAAACCUGGAUAUGGCUCCAGCAACCAUAUUUAAAUAUUUAAAAGAAUUUGUUUAUUCUAAAAUUUUGUAGGCCAAUCAUUUUUUGUGAAAUAGUUAGACCUGAAUAUUCUAAAUUUUUAUUAUUCUAGAUGUAUACAUAUAUAUGAAUCAAUAUAUUUUACAAUUAGUGCAAACGUUUAAUGUAUUCUACUAGUGUUAACUA
Messenger RNA from Arachis ipaensis, 2115 nucleotides. It is a transcript of the gene PAP15, whose product is annotated as purple acid phosphatase 15. Lineage: Eukaryota; Viridiplantae; Streptophyta; Magnoliopsida; Fabales; Fabaceae. Gene Ontology annotation, molecular function: metal ion binding; acid phosphatase activity. The record is from RefSeq and is a predicted model, not a curated record.